Solanum pennellii is the source of this 1113-nucleotide messenger RNA. RefSeq names its product chitin-binding lectin 1-like. Lineage: Eukaryota; Viridiplantae; Streptophyta; Magnoliopsida; Solanales; Solanaceae. Gene Ontology annotation, molecular function: chitin binding. The record is from RefSeq and is a predicted model, not a curated record.
UGAGCAUUUAAGCAAUCCUACGUGUAUAACAAAUAAAAUGAAAGAGAUGAGAAUUAGCAUUUUGGCUGUAGUGGCUUUGUUCCUCCUUGAGGUGGUGUUGGCCAAUGAAGUAUUUCAUGUCCCCAUGAAUGACACGAUUGGGGUUGAAAGUAUAAAUGCAUCUGUAGGGGGAUACCCACGAUGUGGAGCGCAAGGUGCUGGCGGAAACUGUCCUAGUGGAAUGUGUUGUAGUGUAUGGGGUUGGUGUGGAAAGACAUAUGGGUAUUGUGCUCCUCAAAACUGUCAGAAACAAUGUCCAGCCCCGUACCCAGAGGGACGUUGCGGAUGCAAAUCAUGUCCUACUGGGAAGUGUUGUAGUUAUGGUGGUUCCGCAUCAGAUUAUUGUGCUCGUCAAAACUGUCAGAAACAAUGUAUAUUACCCUCACCUCCACCUCCACCCGGAUUUCCACGACCAGAAUGUGGAGUGCAAAAGGAUGGUGAGAGAUGUACUAAACCCGGAGAGUGUUGUAGUAUAUGGGGUUUGUGUGGAGCCACAUACAAGUAUUGUGAUCCUGAACAUUGUCAGAAACAAGGACGAUGCGGAUGGCAAGCUGAUGGUAGACCAUGUCCUACUGGACUAUGUUGUAGUUACUCUGGUUGGUGUGGGACCACAUCAGCUCAUUGCACUUACCCACAAUGUGAAAGCCAAUGCGACGAUCCUCGUUUCCCUUCAUCCCUCAACAAUCGUAUCAAAGGUAUUCAAAGUUUCAUGCUCUAGAGGAUCCUCUUUUGGAACUCGACAAGUGUGUAAUAAUAUAUAAUAAUAAUAGUAAAUAAACACCUUUUGUCUACAACCAUAUUUUAAUUACAACUAUUUAGGUUCCAUGUUUGGCUACUGCAAGAGGAUGUACAUGCUAGUCGGACAGAGACUCCUGAUUGAGCAAAAAUAAAUAAAAUUAAAAACUAAUAUAUUGAACGAUGGAGCACCCACCAUCAAAGACUUGUGUUAUAUAUAGUCCGACUCUCAACCAGUGGACAGAGACUCCUGAUUGAGUUGAAAAAAACAAAUCUUACAUAUCAACACAAUUAACUCCUCUUGCUUGAGAAUUCCGAAGCUCAGCUUUUACAAAUUAA